AUGCAGACACAGAAGCCCGCCGCCUCGCCGCCGCCGCCACUCGCUGACGCUACACCUCCCGCUCCCAGCCAAGGUGAAGCAGGUGAGCAGCAGCGACAAGACCGUCCGCAGCCCCGUGACCAUGCCGACCGUACUGCUGCUGUCUGCGGCAGCGGUGACAGAGCCGGUGACUCUCCGUGUGAAGACCAUGAUCUAUCACCAAGCGGCGCUGGGAGUGCGGAUCCUGAGCCCAGCUCGAGCGAAGAGCUUGAUGAUAGUGGCGACGAAAAUUUCUCCCAGACGUCAAGCGGCGACGACGACGAUGAAGAGGCGUUGACGGCUGAGAGCGCGCCCAGUACCGAGGAAUCGGAGGAGGACUUAACCCUUUGUUCACCGAGGGUCAGUGCGUAA
Messenger RNA from Phytophthora sojae, 390 nucleotides. RefSeq lists its product as hypothetical. The transcript has a single exon. The record is from RefSeq and is a predicted model, not a curated record. NCBI's taxonomy places the organism in Eukaryota, Oomycota, Peronosporomycetes, Peronosporales, Peronosporaceae. Bases 1 to 390 code for a protein of 129 amino acids.